Messenger RNA from Panicum virgatum (switchgrass), 516 nucleotides. RefSeq names its product spidroin-1-like. The record is from RefSeq and is a predicted model, not a curated record. The coding region runs from base 1 to 516 and encodes 171 amino acids. Lineage: Eukaryota; Viridiplantae; Streptophyta; Magnoliopsida; Poales; Poaceae. The transcript has a single exon.
AUGGCGGUGGUGUGCGUGCGGCAGGCGGCGCUGUGCGGCGUCAACGGCGGCGGUGUGCGCAUACGGCUUGGCACGGUCGUGCGGUCGGCGCUUCGUGGCGGCAAGCGUGCGCGCACGCACGCGUGUGCUCGGCCCGGGGCCGGCGUGGCGUGGCGCGGCACGGCGCUCGGCCAGUGCACGGGGUGCGGGCGGGCAGGCGGCUUGGCACGGCUGUGCGGCGGCCGGCGUCGCGGUCCGGGGCUCCGCGGCACGGCGAGCGCGUGCCCACGGCCCGGGUCGGCUUGGCGCGGCGCGGCGCGUUCGUGCGCGUGUGCUCGCGCACGGGCGGGCCGGGGCGGCGCGCGCGAGCUGGGCAAGUGGGGUGAGCGCGCGCGCAAGAGCGGGGCAGGGCAGGCCGGGAAGCGGCGCUCGGGCGGCCGGGCUGAGAGAGGAGGGGGGGCCAGGCCAGGCGGAGCGGAGCAGGCCGAGCGGGCGGUGCUCGGGAGCGGGCAAAGCAGGGGCCGAGCGCGCGGGUAG